CCACCUCCAGGCGGCCCUCCCGGAUAUCUCCUCUCUUUCGCUCUGAUGCUAGAUAAAUAGUGGUGAGCAGUGAGCUGGAGCAUCCCAAGCACGUGGAGGACAACUCUUCUGAGGGCUGCAGACUGAGAGAAGCUGGAGCUCCAAGUUGAUCUGAAGAGCCUGCUCGGCCACUCCCUCACCUCCUUCAAACCAGCUGAGUUCAGCCAAGUGUCUCCAGUCCCUACUAGCCUGGUUAUCUGUAACCCUCAGGCACCAUGGUUCAUUUCUUGUCAUCAGAGGUCCGGCAGCUGCUGCACAACAAGUUUGUGGUUGUCCUGGGAGACUCUAUCCAGAGGGCUGUGUACAAGGACCUGGUACUUCUGUUGCAGAAAGACUCCCUACUAACAGAAGCCCAGCUCAAGGCCAAGGGGGAGCUGAGCUUUGAGCAGGACCGCCUGCUGGCAGGGGGACAGCUAGGUGAGCUACACAAUGGGACUCAUUAUCGGGAGGUCCGCCAAUUUCUGUCUAGUUCAGGACACCACCUCCUACGAUUCUAUUUUCUCACCCGAGUCUACUCAGCUUAUGUGGAAGAUGUCCUAGCUGAGUUAGAGCAUGGACCACCUCCUGACCUGGUCAUCAUAAACUCCUGCCUCUGGGACCUCUCCAGGUAUGGUGGUGAUGCCAUUAGAAGUUACCAGGAAAACUUGGAAUGUUUAUUCGAAAGGAUGGAACAAGUGCUGCCCGCCUCCUGCCUUCUGGUAUGGACCCUGGCUAUGCCACUGGGUGAGCGCAUUACAGGAGGCUUUCUGCUGCCCGAGCUCCAGCCAGCAACGGGCUCUCUACGUGCAGAUGUGUUGGAAGCAAACUUCUACUGCUCAAUGCUGGCAGAUGAGCACCGCUUCGAUGUGCUCGACCUGCAUUUCCACUUCCGACAUGCAGUUCAGCAUCGGCGUUUGGAUGGCAUCCAUUGGGACCAACAUGCCCACCGCCACCUCUCACAGCUAUUGCUGGCCCAUGUGGCUGAAGCCUGGGGGGUGGAGGCUCCCCGACGGGGCCCCCCUCUUAGGAAGUGGAGUCAGGAGCAGUCAUCCCUAGAAUAUCAAGGCCAAAGGUCCAAGGGGCCUUCAUCCUGGAGGCAUCCAGGCCAGCCAUCUGAGGGGCCUUUGGCACCCUGGAGACAUCUAGCCCAGGCAGCUGAGGAACCUUAUUUUAGGAAUCAGUCAUCAUUUGUACCCCUGGAAUGGUCCCCCUUAGAGCAGCCAGUACAAAGGACUGAGGAGUCUGCAUCCUGGAGAUGUUCAUCUCAGAGGACUAAGAGGUCUCAUUCCUUUGAUCCAGUAGGCCAAGAAACUGAUCGUCCUCCGACCCGGCCAGAUAGGAAGCUCCAGCCCCAGUUCCUGCCUCCAUCCCAACCUCCACCCCUACCCUUACCCCACCCUUCACCUCAAGUCCUGCCUCAAGACAGCUGCUUCUUCUCAGAUAAUCCUGUCCUGCCUGGCUAUUUCCCCCUCAACUAUAUGGCCUUCAGUGAUCCCUUACCUCCUCCUGCUAUGUUGGACUCCCCACCUGCUCCCCGGCCUCUUGCCCAAUCUCUUCCUCACUAUGGACUGCGCCACAAUGUGAUGAUGCCACGUUUCCAGCGCCAUGUGCCUAAUGGCCCCUAUAACCGACCAAGGGAAAGAGGCUUUGGUAGACAGUGGCCCAGACCUGGCCAAAAACAAUGAACAACCUCCUUCUUGCCCAAGGAUAUGACUGAACUAGCCAUGGGCAGAUUGCCCUUCCUAUGGACAUAGCCAGAUGGAUUGAUUUUCAUGAGUCUAUUUCCUGUUUUGUACCAGUAAAGAUGUUCCCUCCUACUGGGGCAAAAGAACUCAAAAAGAAAAAGAAAAAAAGAAAAGAAAAGAAUUAUUGGACUACCCUG
Messenger RNA from Phascolarctos cinereus (koala), 1900 nucleotides. Lineage: Eukaryota; Metazoa; Chordata; Mammalia; Diprotodontia; Phascolarctidae. The record is from RefSeq and is a predicted model, not a curated record.